Elgaria multicarinata webbii is the source of this 1704-nucleotide messenger RNA. RefSeq names its product kelch repeat and BTB domain-containing protein 11-like. The record is from RefSeq and is a predicted model, not a curated record. Gene Ontology annotation, biological process: proteasome-mediated ubiquitin-dependent protein catabolic process; regulation of microtubule-based process; protein polyubiquitination. Gene Ontology annotation, cellular component: Cul3-RING ubiquitin ligase complex. NCBI's taxonomy places the organism in Eukaryota, Metazoa, Chordata, Lepidosauria, Squamata, Anguidae. Gene Ontology annotation, molecular function: protein binding. The transcript is spliced from 4 exons. Bases 1 to 1704 code for a protein of 567 amino acids.
AUGCCACACAGAGGCCCGCAUGCCACCCCCAUUGAGGGGCUUUCUGCGGUUCCAGCCUGGCUGGGCUGGGGCCCCCUGGUCCAGCGUGUGCUGGGCUGGCUGUCCCGUGCCCUCCGUGCCUUGUGGAGCCAUUUCCCACGCCUCUGGAAAGGGCCGGGUGCCCCGAGGUCACUUCCGGAACCCUGGGAGAGCUGCCCUGAACUGAGGGUCUACAGGGGAGGAGGAGAUGGAGAUUCUCCGCUGCUCACAGUCCACACAACGCCGUACAGCUUCCAGGUGGAUCCGCACCGGCUGGCAACUGAGAGUGCCUAUUUCCAGGCCCUCCUGCGAUCCCGCAUGCAGGAGGCAUCGGGAGGGCAGCUGCACUUGGACCACCUGCCUUCUGGGACUUUCCAAGCCAUCCUGGAGUGGGUUUUCUCGGGGCGCUUCAGCCUGACAGAAGAGGAGCUGCUGACGGCAGUACAGGCUGCCAGCUACCUGCUGCUGCCCGGAUUCCUGAAUCGGUGCUUGGCGGCACUGGGCCCCUUGCUGAGCCCCCAAAACUGCCUGUCUUACCUGCACUUUGCCGAGGCCGUGGGCUGCCCUGAACUCCAGGCCCAGGUGUGCGGCUACCUGAGUGCCCACCUGUUGGAGCUGGCGGAGCCCGUCACUGGCCAGCUGCUCCCACGGCUGAAGGAGGACCUGGUCCAGCUGCGUCAGCGAGGCCCGGCCAGGCUCUGUGUGCUGCGCACGGAGAACGUCAGCAGCCUGCAGCCGGGCAGUCCGCUGGAGCCCUUGCGGGGGCUGUACUGGCGUCCCCUGCCCCCCGAGGAGGGCAGCUGGCACCGGGCUAGCCAACUGCCCUUCCGGGCUGACAAGUGGAGCUUCAGCACCGCCCAGCUGCUCAACUACCUCUUCAUCAUAGGGGGCUACCGAGAGAGGCGGGGGACUCGCGGCUUCACCUUCCGCAUGGCGGCCUUCCGCUAUAAUCCUCUGACAGACACGUGGAAGCCCACCGCUGCCCCCAACAAGCGCCGACGCCACUUCAGCACUGCCGUGGUCGGGGGGCACAUCUAUGCCGUCGGCGGCUGGUACUUGGACUCCCUCUUGGCCCCGGACAGCAGCACCUGCUUGUACCGGGCAGUGGAGCGCUAUGACCCCUGGGCGGACCGCUGGGCCUUUGUCUCCUCCCUGCCCCUGGGGGACGCCUCCUUCUCCGUCUCGCUGUCCCAUGACCUGCCGCUCUGCGCGGCCCACGACGGCUCCAUCUACGCCCUGGGCAGCCUGCAGCACACUGGCGAGAAACUCCUGCUGUGUUACGACGUGGCCACUGAUACGUGGCAGGAGCUCCUGCCCACCCUGACGCGGGCAGACGCUGACCUGCCUGGGCUCUACUUCCUGGGCGGCACGGAGCCCCUCUACGUGGUGGGGAGCAACGCGCAGGGCAACGUGGUCACCUCCUUCAGCCCGAGUGGCCGGCAGUGGGGCCCCGUGCGCCCCCUGCCUAAGUGCAGCUUGGCCGGGCAGGGCCUGGCUGUGGGUGGCCUCCUCUACAUGGCCUCACCUGACUUGGGUGCAGUUUUGGAGGUGGAGCUGGGUGGCCCAGGCUGCCGCCCGCUGCCGCCCCCCUUUCCCCUCUUCUAUGAGGCUUUCUUUCUCCUCCACUUUCCCCUGACUGGCCCCGAGGGGAGAGCCAUGGGCCAGGAGGAGCCCUGGCGGCUGUGA